Zea mays is the source of this 1825-nucleotide messenger RNA. Its product is annotated as P-loop containing nucleoside triphosphate hydrolase superfamily protein. Lineage: Eukaryota; Viridiplantae; Streptophyta; Magnoliopsida; Poales; Poaceae. The record is from RefSeq and is marked provisional.
CAUUCCCGCGGCGAGCCGCUCGCCUUCCUCCGCGGGCCUUGGGCUACCCAACCCAUCGCCGAGCCGCCUCGCGCGGUCCCCCCUCCAUCUUUGCCCGGCUCUCUCGCCUCGGAGGACGGACAGAGAAAGAGAGGAUGAGAAGGGACUCCUCGACCCGCGUCCCGCGCUCGGGCUAUUGGACCGAGGGGUUGCGGUGGAUUUGGAGCGCGGGGUGGACUCGUCGCUGAUGGUAUUCUCCGAUGCAAGAGGCAGGGAGAGAGCGGGACAGGGCGGCGGCGGCGGCGGAUCUCGGAGGCGUCGCCGCUAGCGUCAGGCCAACGGUAUCUCUGCCCCCCGCUGUCGGUCUUCUGUUUCCCCGUCGUUGUUUGUGGUUAGGAGACCAUUACCAGCUAGCAGUAGCCACCCGCGCUAGCAUCCUGCUAAUUGUUCUAACGAGACGCGCGAAAGGAUCUCAAGAAUUACUUUGCCGUUCCAUGUUCCUGUUGAUUUAUCUGCCUGAAUUAGAAACGAGACCAAAUUUGAUUGCUGUGAGCGAAUCCCCAAAUGAUAAUUCAUUGUCCCUUCACGUGGCAUUUCAUGAAAUGUCAGUGUCCUUUUUUUUUCAAUUGCAGGAUACAGCAGCUGUAAGCACAAAGCCGGCAAAGCGAUACCCACUGGCCUUAUGGAUAGGCAUAUUGGGCCUGAUAAUGUUAGUCGCUGUGUACAUCUUCUCGUUGUCUCUAAAGCAAAAUGGGAUGCUUUUCGGGCUGAUGCAGACAAAUUUGAUAGAAAAGGAAAGGGAGAAGCCUUGUCAUGAUCCCAGUAUUCCAGACACAGAAAUCCCUUACUUGCACUACCCGAUGCCAAAUACUUAUGAUAGAAUGUGCGUGCACAGGGGUUAGGUUCUUUGCUAUCUUGUCAAUGCAGAGGUCCGGGAGUGGAUGGGUUGAGACGUUGUUGAAUAGCCAUCCUAAUAUUAGCUCCAAUGGAGAGAUCUUCUCUGUCAAAGAAAGACGCAGCAAUAUCACCGCGAUCACGAAAACACUGGACAGAUUGUACAAUCUGGAUUGGUAUAGCAGUGCUGCUAAGAACGAAUGUACGGCUGCCGUGGGGCUGAAAUGGAUGCUCAAUCAGGGUCUAAUGAAGCACCAUCAAGAGAUAGUUGAAUACUUCAACCGAAGGGGUGUUUCCGCAAUUUUUCUACUAAGAAGAAAUCUUCUUCGGCGUUACGUCUCUAUAUUAGCAAAUGCUCAUGAUAGUGCCAUGAAACAGUUGAAUGGAACUCAUAAAGCUCAUGUGCACUCCAAACAUGAGGCUGAAAUCCUUGCUCAAUAUAAGCCAACCAUUGACAAAAAAACAUUGAUUACUGAACUAAAACGGUCUGAUAAGUUGGCAGCUGAUGCUCUGGUGAAUUUCAAGAACACCAGGCACGUUGUCCUGUACUACGAGGAUGUUGUCAGCAAUCGCACGAUGCUCAUGGAUGUUCUGGAUUUUCUCAGAUUGCCAAAGAGGAAGCUGUUCAGUCGACAUGUGAAAAUCCACACAAAACGAUUGUGCGAUCAUAUAGAUAACUGGGCAGAUGUUACUGAUUUUUUGAAGGGCACACCGUUCGAGAGCUUUUUGAAUGGCUCAAGAAGAUGACAUGGCUAGCUGAUGUAUAUAGUGCUAUAGUGAGUUGUCCUUCUGGCGCCUCGUAGGUUUUUUUUUUUGAUACCAUGAUGAAAUAAGUAUGGGCCACUGAGAGAAAUAGUUAGGUAGAGAUGCUUGAUCCAGGCUAUUAGAGCUGUAGAAUAAAGAUUAAAAACAAUACCUUUGUGAUUAUCAGAUAUCUAAUGCAAGAACUUGC